AUGGAUGCCAUUUUCAUAAUAAGAUUCAGAGAACUCUGCGAGCGUUCGACGUCACCGGACGUCACCGCGGUGCCAAUGAAUAUUCAGUAGAUACCUGCCAUAUUGGAGUCUGGAGGGAGGCUGUCAACACAAACGGAUAACACUAUGUCGGGAAGAUUUUUGUAAAGGCAUUCAGGGGGGAUCUCUAUGUAACACCCAAGGCCUGGGGGGUCAAAGCACCAGGCUAAGAGAAGCAUUAUGGCACGAUUGUCUCUGAGAUGUGUAUUCAUCACAAUAAUAUCACUUCUGACGGACUGUGGCUACUGCACUGGACCAUCUCUGAACCCGUUCCCGCUUGGCACAAUUGGUUGUCUUAACUCAGAUGUUUGUGACAGAGGGGAAAUCUGCAUUAACGAUUUAUUAUUUGGAAGUUGCCAGAGUGUCCUGACGUCUGCUGUGAAUGGUCACAGGAAGUUCCGCUUGGAGACUCAGCAGAUUGAGAAGUUGGAGAAAGAGAUCAAGUAUCUGAUAGGAGUUGGCUUCACCUGGAAGGACGCCUACACACAGUGCACACUGCAGAACAUCCUGGUUCACUUCCGGCACGGCCGCACGUUCAACCACCGGCUAUGUCAGGACGCCCUAGGAGUAGGCUCACCAGACUGGUCUGAGGAGAUCAACAAUGACAUCGCCAACGUCCUGGUGCAGCUGCUGGAGUCAGAGAAGGAUGGCAUUGAUGACCUCGCAGAGCAAGCCGAGACAUCAAGGGAGAUAGACUUGUUCAACUCUAACAAAAGGGAUGAGAUUGUCCAGGUCCACAAGUACUUUGACAAAUCAACCGGUCAGCUAAAACGCGAUCCCUUUAGACUUGACAGAGAUGCAUACACAUUUACAGACAGGGACGACAACUCGGACGCUUCAUUUGAUCAGGGGCAAUCCCUGGACGAUAACUUCAAUAGUCUGCUAACUUAUGGCAGCCAAGACGAUGCCCAGCAGGACAGAGAGGACACAGACUCCUCUUCACUCUUGCAGAAACUCUGGGGUUACAGCAAUGAGGAAUCAAGUGAAGACAGUGUCAGCGCCAUAUUGGACAAACUUCAAGUUCCAUCAGAGGACCAACUGAUUCUGCAGCAGCUUCUGGCAGACAAAGUUCAACCAAGUGAUCUUAGCAGUGAGCAGCAGAGGCGUCUCCAGAACAUUGUCUCCGGAUUAAUUGGAGUCCUGGAGAAUAAGAUCAAUAACAGAUACCAGAAACAAGACGACCUUCCAAAACAUCAGACACCAGAAGAGCUUCAUGACGAGGCUCCAAAGGAAAAGCCAAAUGGUAGCUCCCUAAACGACCUCGCUAAAGCACUGGCUCUGAAGUCGACAGGCGCAAGUCAGAAUGAAGACAAAACAGAAUUGUUCCUAGAUAAGAAAACUGUGGACGGAGCUGGGAACAAUAAACAGCUGGAAGCUCCGACCAAUACUGACCAAAAGCCAAGUGAUCAAGUGGUCAAGACUAAAGUUGUGGAUCCUCACUCCAUGUAUCUACAGCUAUCUGAAAAAGUGGACACUGCAACAGGUUUUCAGUUUGUCCAGAACUUUACAAAAUUACUCAAACUGCCACCUGGUCUUGUUUACCUUGUCAGAGUCGAGCCAGAACCAGGUGAGAUUAUCACAUUGGAAGUCAACACUGACCCGACUGGUCAGUGGAACGCGGAGAGGAUAGCCAAAGAAGCUCAAAAUGUUAACGACCAACUGAGCAAACUUUCUGGCAUCAGCAUUGAGGCCUCUGGCAUUGGUAGAGAUGGACAGCGUGUGGAGCUUAAACAAAACAAUCGCUAUGUCGUCCUGACCUUCAUCCUGGUGGGGACAAUAGCCGGCGUCCUGAUGGCAGUGGUCACCAUCUACCUGAUCAAGCGGCACUCCAGGUCCAAGCAGAAGUUGACCCAGCUAGCCACCACAGGAGACGGCAACGAAGCUUCAAAAGAUUACCAAGACCUCUGCAGACAGCGCAUGCAGGGCAAGACUUCCGAGAAGCCGGAACCACUCCAUGCUGCAUCGCGCAUCGGCAGCGUCUCUGAAACCCAAGUCAGAAGUCCUUCCAGCAGAAGUAGCACUUCCUCCUGGAGUGAGGAGCCAGCAGCCACUAACAUGGACAUCUCGACUGGUCACAUCGUACUGGCCUACAUGGAAGAUCACCUGAAGAACCAAGAUCGUCUGGACAGAGAAUGGGAAGCUGUCAGUAGCUACGUCGCUGACCCAUCCAGCACUAAAGUAGCCCUCGACCAAUCCAACAUGCGCAAGAAUCGUUUUUCAGACAUACUUCCUUACGACCACUCUCGAGUCAUCUUGUCAUCUAAUGCAAAUGUCUCCAACUCUGAUUACAUCAACGCCAGCUUCAUCACUGACCAUGACCCAAGAAACCCAGCUUACAUUUGUACCCAGGGACCACUGCCCCACACAGUUGCUGAUUUCUGGCAGAUGAUUUGGGAACAAGGAUCAGUUGUGAUAGUUAUGCUAACAAAACUAGCUGAGAAUGGUACAAGCCUCUGCCAUCGUUACUGGCCUGAAGAAGGAAGUGACCUUUACCAUAUUUAUGAGGUGCAUCUAGUUUCUGAGCACAUAUGGUGUGAUGAUUAUUUGGUAAGAAGCUUCUAUCUCAAGAACCUGCAAACCAAUGAGACAAGAACUGUUACCCAAUUCCACUUCCUUACUUGGCCUGAGUUGUCUGUACCUGCUUCUAUCAAGGCUCUGCUUGAUUUUAGACGUAAAGUUAACAAAUCAUUCCGUGGAAGGUCAUGCCCUAUCGCUGUUCACUGCAGCGAUGGAUGUGGUCGUUCUGGAACAUAUUGUCUUAUUGACAUGGUUCUAAAUAAGAUGGCCAAAGGUGCAAAAGAAAUAGAUAUGGCUGCCACUCUUGAACACAUCAGAGAUCAGCGUAUGUCUAUGGUUAAAACAAAGGAACAAUUCCAGUUCUCCCUUGCUGCUGUGGCAGAAGAGGUACAUGCUAUUUUAAAGGCACUUCCACAGUAGGAAGUCAGAACCAACAACAGUACAAUCAACCUCAGAACAAAAUCUACAAGUGUCAGUCUAUCCACUGUACGACCGUUUAACCAGCCACCUCUUUAAAUGUGUAACAGUCAAUGGAAGUCAUGAAGUCAGGUUGUUAUCUGGAUCGCAGUUAAUGUCUUGAGUUUGUCAACAAAAUUAAUUCAUCUUCAAUGCUGUGAAUGAUAAUUACAAAUACUAGUAUUUGUUUUUUUUUUUUCCUCUUUUUUUUUUUGGGGGGGGGGGGAGGGUUAUCAGGAGUUUUGACAUCCAGUUAAUUUGUUCAUUUUUGUGUGUAAUCUAUUAUUAUUAUGUUUAUGAAGUUUUAAUAACUAACCAACUCUUGAAAGUUUUUUUCCUUAUAUUAAAGUAAAAUAUAUGAACAUUUAUUAUUUUGAAAAUGUUUAGAUUUAUAAUAGAGCUGUGCAUUAUUAGGCUAAUCAAAAAAUGCUAUUAAUGUUAUCAAAUUAAUUUUAAUCACAAAAUAUAAUGUCAUAUUUGAAAUUAGUGUUUUUAUUGAAAACACACUGAAAAGACAAAAGGAAUUUGAAAUUUUAGCUAUAUAUUAUUGAUCAUAUAGAAAAGUAUUUUUAUUUCAUUGUAGAAUUUCAACUUUCUAUCAUGUUAAAACAAAAAUUAAAUUAUUUAAAACAUGUCCAAACUUAUCAGUUGGUUUUGAAUUUAGUUUAAUGUAGAAUACAUCCAUUUUUUUAUGUUUUUAUUUUUGUCGCAUUAUAAGUUUAUGAUAUGCUGAAUAUUUAUUGCAAUACAAAAUUGACAAAUUUUUACUUAGUAACAAUUUUAUUCCGACCAAACCAUGGCUAGUCAAACUUCACAUUGGCACAAUAUGAAUAAAUAAUGAGGAGCAAAGAAAUGGAGAGGGGGGGGGGGGGGCUGAACUAAAAACUUAGGCUACUUCAAUAUAAUAUUGUAAAAUGUGAAUGUAAAAAAUACAAUUGUGCAAUCCCGUUAGAUUUGUGGCUAGUGUUCUAGAGUGAUAAUAUUCAAAUAUCAACUGAUCUAUAUUUUUCUUCCUCGUGCAUUUUGUGAGUUAGCUGUGAUCCCACCCUCAAAACCUUUAAAAAAAAAGUUUAUGUUUUUUUUUUUGGUUUUUUUUUCAAAUUCUGUUCCCUCUCAAACUGAUGUGAUAUUGUACAUUGUGAGCAGAACUCAAUAAAUUGAUAUCAUUUUUGUGAAUGUCUUCAUAUAUAUAUGUAUUGCCUUCAUCCAACUUUUUUGUUUCAGCUCUGGACAACCAAAUAUUUAAACAAAAGCAAAAAAGAAAAUCGACUUUUGGAAUGAUUUAAAAACUAGUUUCUCUUGUUCCACAAUAAUCUACUCCACAUGUUUGUGUCAGUUCUCUCUAGAAGGAAAUACUUCAAAUAUUUUAUGUUUCAUUGUUACUCUGAGAAGUCCUACUAUUGAGUGUAGUGCAGAGCCCAGUCCUCAAUAAUAUGUACACUGUCUGGAAGUGAAAUAAAAGUCUAUCUGCAAUGGA
Biomphalaria glabrata is the source of this 4507-nucleotide messenger RNA. Its product is annotated as receptor-type tyrosine-protein phosphatase N2-like. NCBI's taxonomy places the organism in Eukaryota, Metazoa, Mollusca, Gastropoda, Planorbidae. Gene Ontology annotation, cellular component: secretory granule. The record is from RefSeq and is a predicted model, not a curated record. Gene Ontology annotation, biological process: protein dephosphorylation. Gene Ontology annotation, molecular function: protein tyrosine phosphatase activity. Bases 238 to 2994 code for a protein of 918 amino acids. The transcript is spliced from 22 exons.